Messenger RNA from Pseudozyma hubeiensis SY62, 1926 nucleotides. RefSeq lists its product as hypothetical. Bases 1 to 1926 code for a protein of 641 amino acids. The record is from RefSeq and is a predicted model, not a curated record. NCBI's taxonomy places the organism in Eukaryota, Fungi, Basidiomycota, Ustilaginomycetes, Ustilaginales, Ustilaginaceae. The transcript has a single exon. Gene Ontology annotation, cellular component: transcription factor TFIIIC complex. Gene Ontology annotation, biological process: transcription initiation at RNA polymerase III promoter.
AUGUCGUCGUUCGAUAAGGGCAAGGCCAGAGCUGCCUCCCCGCACAUCAACACCACCGAUCACCCUGCGGUCCAAACCGUCCAGCCUCACCCCAUCCCAUCCACCACCCUCCUCAACAUCGAAUACCCCGGCAUCCUCUCCCCUGACGCAGGUCCAUCCAAUCCUUCCUCCUACCGCAGCCUCGAACGCGCGCUUUCCACACUGCAUCCGUCCACCCUACCUCCGUUCACGAGCACCCCACACGAAGCGCUCACCUUCCUCUCGCGCAUCCCCAACGAGGGGCUCAAGACCGUCGAGUGCCGCUUGGGCGGAUUUGGCUCCACGGCUACGUCGGUGUACGACGACGGUAUCGACGAGAUGUUCAGGACGCCGCUGAUGGGGGAAGUUGUCCCGACGCACAAUGUUGUCGUUCGUGUGGUGAAGCGGGUUUGGCGGCAGAAGAGGCGGAGACGGUCGGAAUCACCGGCUCGGCAAGAUGGUGGGGUGGCGCAGGAUAGGGAGGAUAUGGCGCUUGAUCCUGCGCUUUUCGGUGAUGGCGAUGCAGCAGCUCUCGAUGGGCAGGCUCAGCGGGUUGAUGCCCAGGAUCAGCCAAACGGCAAACGCAGUCGGUACACCGGUCGAGUGAAAAAGGAGUACUGCGUCGAAGUGCUAGGCAUGGCCACAAAGACAGUCCGGUUCCGCGCCAUGGCAGACUUUGCCUUCCAACCAACCCUCACUGCAACCUCGCCAUCGAACCUCGAUGCAUCGUCGCAACUCGAUCCAGUCACGUCGCUCCACAAAGCCCUCGCGACGAUGGACUUUGCCGCGCUUCAAAACUUCCGCGUCCCCGAACAGCUCGAGGACUACCACUCUAGCACCACUCCACCUCGAUCCAACCUGCACAUGCUACCGCCCUUCUUCUUCAGCCGCGCCGAGAUCCCGCACAACUACCACUUCUCCCAAACACCCUACAGCGAGCUCCGUACCGUCGCUACACCUCCGCACCUCGCCAAACUCUCUACGAAGAGCUUCGCGCACAUCCUCGCGCAUCCGUCGGCGGAUGGCUCGAUGCAGCGCUUCGUCAACCGCGUUCGUCUGCCCAACAUCACCCCGCAGCAGUACCGCGUCGGCAGCAACAGCCUCAUCCCGACCGGUCCGCUGACGGAUGUGCUGAGAAUUGAACAUCGGUGCGAUCGAACGAUCCUUGCUAAGCUGGAGGGAUUGUUGGAGGAAAGACCGAUUUGGUCGCGGGUAGCACUGAAGAAUCAGUUUGUGGGGAAGGAGAGGGUGGAGUUGGAUGGGAAUAGUGAGAAAGUGUACUAUGCGCUGUGUGGGUAUGCGAUGGUGGGGGGGCCGUGGAGGGAUACGAUUGUGAGGUGGGGGUAUGACGUGAGGGAAGAUGUGGGGUGUAGGGUGUUUCAGCGGGUGUUUUUGAGAGGGGGAGCGAGGGGGGAGGGGGGUAGGGAGACGAGGUUGGGGAAGGAGAGCAGGGCGGUGGAGGAGGACGAGCAGGAAGCAGCUGUCGUUCCGAACGGUGAUGCGAGAUCGAGCCCUCUCGAAACGAAGAAGUCGACGCAUCUGUUCGACGGCACAACCCUUCACCGUCACGUAGGCAACUUCCAGCUGUGCGACAUCCACGAUCCACUCAUCCAACCGUACAUCCACCAAACCGACGAUGCACAGAUCCAAUGGUUGCGCCGGGAAAUGGAUCCCGAAACGGGCUGGUACACGCGAAGGGCGCUGGAUCUCAUCCGUGCGUUGGUAGCAGCGCGGUUCAAGGCGUUGGCGGAUACGCGGAGGCCACUGGAGAAGAGUGCGCUGGACGAGAUCGUGCAGAGGAUGAGGGGCAAGUGGCGCGAGGAGGAUGAGGUGGCGAGGGAGGUGGAGACUUGCACACAGCAAGACGCGCAGCAAGGUCGGAUGGACGUCGAUCCGGAUCUCGUCUAG